AUGGAUUACUUCCAUAGUCUGUGCAGUUUCUUGGCCCAGGAAACAGACUCAGUCCUUCUGGCAGUGGGGUACAGAGAGCUUCCUGGCUUCUGUCAUCCUUUUGCUAUUCAAGAUUGUGUGAAUGCCUCAAUUCAUUUCCUGAAGUCCCCGAAAGCCUACGGGGUAGAUCCCUCUCGGGUUGUCAUCUGUGGAGAAAGCCUCGGAGGUACAGCUGCAGCCGUCGUCACCCAGACUUUAUUGGGCAGACCAGAUCUUCCACCGAUCCGGGCUCAAGUUCUUAUUUAUCCAAUCCUCCAGGCCAUCAAUUUACAGUUACCAUCACAUCUGCAGAACCAAAAUAUCCCAUUACUCACUACGUACAUCAUGUUCAAAUUUAUGUUUAGGUAUCUAGCCAUUGACUCCUCCUGGAAGGAUGCCAUCUUGACAGGAGCUAAUGUCCCCCCAGACACCUGGAUGAAAUACCGGAAGUGGCUUGACUCUGACAAUAUUCCCCAGAGGUUCAGGGACAAAUUUCAGCAACCCAAGUUUCCUGCUCCUUUUAACAAGGCAGCCUAUCUAGAAACCAAACACAUGCAAGACCCAGGAUUUUCCCCUCUUUUAGCAGAUAACGAGCUCAUUGCCCAACUUCCAGAGGCAUUGUUAGUGAGCAUGCACUGGGACAUUCUCCGAGAUGACACUUUGCUCUAUAAGAAGCGUUUGGAAGACCAGGGGGUGCCUGUGACCUGGUACAAUGUGGAGGACGGUUUUCAUGGAUGCAUAACCUUGUUUGAUAAUAAGACUUUUUCUUUUCCUUGUUCCUGGAGUUUAAUAAAUGCCAUUGUGGGUUUCACAAAGGGCAUUUGAAGGGUUCUGCAUAGAAAGAAGUGGUAGAGCAUUUGCCUGCCACAAUAAGGCUCUCAGCUAAAUGUCUAGCACUACAG
This is a messenger RNA of Acomys russatus (golden spiny mouse), 920 nucleotides long. Its product is annotated as arylacetamide deacetylase-like 4 family member 1. The record is from RefSeq and is a predicted model, not a curated record. Bases 1 to 843 code for a protein of 280 amino acids. Gene Ontology annotation, molecular function: hydrolase activity. The transcript has 3 exons. NCBI's taxonomy places the organism in Eukaryota, Metazoa, Chordata, Mammalia, Rodentia, Muridae.